Meloidogyne enterolobii is the source of this 676-nucleotide messenger RNA. NCBI's taxonomy places the organism in Eukaryota, Metazoa, Nematoda, Chromadorea, Rhabditida, Meloidogynidae. The record is from the annotation of a GenBank genome assembly.
UAUUCUCUAAAAUAUUUUUUAUUUUAAAUUUGACUACACAUCCAAAAUUAUUUUUUUGUUUAAAUGCAAAAUUUAGCUGCGUCAGCAAAUCUACAGCUUUUCUCGAAGGCUCUUCAAGAAACUGCCCAACAACCAAACGACACUUCAGAACAUAAACAACAGCAGCAGCAAAACCCUGUAAUUUCUGCUGCCGAUUUGCAACAUUAUAUGUUUCCUCAUUUGGAAAAUCAUUUGGAUCAGGCAAGUUUUAAAAAAAUUUUUUUCAUUUUUUUCCGAUCUUUUCUUUUCCUAUUUCUAAAUUCUUGACAUUUGGUAAUUAAAUAAUUUUGAUUGGUGUUGCUAAAAUUGCGAACGAUAUUGCCGGAUAUGACAAUAGCGUUAUAAAAUUUAGGAAAAAAACGUAAAAAAUUAAUGAAGUAAAAGAGCCUGCUUUGAAGUGCCUAUUAAAAUAGGUUCCAUAUGACCCUGUAAUUUUGCCAUAGUAUGAACCCUUCAGUUUUUCAGUUGAUUUUUGGAUUGAUAUGGCGCUAAAAAAUAUUUGAAAUUAAAUUUAAAAAAUAUUUUAACUUUAUAUCCGCAAUUGUCGUUCGCAAUUAGUCGCAUCCACAAUUGUCGCAACACCAUUUUGACUUGUUUUAAUUUUUCUCUCUUUUUUCUAUUUUUCAAAUUUAAAGGA